Molecule: messenger RNA, 356 nt
Organism: Acomys russatus (golden spiny mouse)
Lineage: Eukaryota; Metazoa; Chordata; Mammalia; Rodentia; Muridae
Product: keratin-associated protein 6-5-like
Exons: 1
Coding region: 62-244 (60 amino acids)
Source: RefSeq, a predicted model, not a curated record
GUUAGCAGACAGACACCAGAAGCUCCUCAUCUGCCUCAAGGAAACUCCCAUUCCUGACAACAUGUGCUACGGAAACUACUUUGGUGGCCUGGGCUGUGGUUAUGGUGGCCUGGGUUUUGGCUAUGGUGACAUGGGUUAUGGCUACGGUGGCCUAGGUUAUGGCUAUGGCUGUGGCUGUGGCUCUCGCUAUGCAUACAGCACCUACCGUCCAUGCUGCUAUGGAAGAUUUUCUGGAUUCUACUAAGAAUUUAAGCUUGCUGACUCAUUUUCUCAUAAAAUCCCGGGGCACCAACAUGUAGGAAAAUUUAUAAUUUUACUUUUCAAUAAAGCUAAAUUUCUUUCACUUUAUUUACCAU